Molecule: messenger RNA, 5202 nt
Organism: Theileria equi strain WA
Lineage: Eukaryota; Apicomplexa; Aconoidasida; Piroplasmida; Theileriidae
Exons: 2
Coding region: 1-5202 (1733 amino acids)
Source: RefSeq, a predicted model, not a curated record
AUGCCUCCAAAAGGAAUAGAUAUAAGGAAUAAAUGCCCUAAUAACGAAACGGGUAGUGCAGGUCCAUGUCAGGACGAUAAUCGAAUUGAGGUCAAAGGAGGAACUCUUAAAGGUACCAAUUACGAAUAUUGUACCCACAGUUGGAAAAAUUCUAUAUGGAUAAUCAAUCCUAAUUAUGGUGGAAGACUUCUUAAGAUAGAAGAGGGUGUCGGUGGAAAGCCUACUUCAUUUAAUAUUAGAAAUCCAGUGGUGUGGGAGAUAACAACUUACUAUCACAAAGACUAUGACAAAAAUGCAAGUUUUAUAAAAGCUCCUCUUGUACUCAGAAUAAAUAAUGCUAGAUAUGGAGACCAUUAUGAGUGGUACGAGAAUGCCGGAGAUGGUAUAAAAUGGAAGAAGAUUGAUACUGCAGAUGGAUUUCCCAAAAAUAACAAGAAUCCUGUGAACCAAAACUUUACUGAGAAGCUGAAUAAGCUCGCUUGCCAACUGCACAGACUACACAGACUGAAUUUGUAUAAAAAAGAUAUAGAUCCUCCUUAUAACUGUCCCAUUUGUAAAAAUGCAAGAGUUACCGUUCAACAAGAAUCUAAAAUUAAGGAUGUUUACUCCAGGUUUAAACAUAUUCUAACAGAAGAUGGAAAAUACUGUGUUUACUAUAAAGAUGCUCUCAUUAAAUACCAAGAAUCCAGCAGCGGGAAAUUUACAGCAUUAGAAGUCACCAAUAAAAAUCACAUAUAUGUUUACUAUUGGGAUGGUGACAUUGAUCAUAUAAAUCCUCUGUUGAUAGAAGUUAAACUGUCUACAGUAAAGUCUAAUUGGUAUGAAAAUGCUAGAUAUGGUGAUGAUAAAAAUGACAAAUGGAGGAAGUUGGAAGAUGCUAUAAAUCUAUCUUCUCCUGAAAACCUUAAGGAUAAACUUGACAUUCUCAGUUGCAUGUUUAAUGGAACGGUUAGGAUAAAAUUGGGAUUGACUUCAAAUUGCCAUAAUACCAGGGACGGUCGACACAAGGAUAAACUGAAGAGUUGUGUCAAUGGUAUUUUUCACAAAGAACUUUCCAUCUCUUUCUGUGAGUAUACACCGCGUGAAGUCUCUGGAAGUGAUUCAUUCCAUGUCGCAGAAAUUCUUCUUGGAGGUGCUAGACAGACUUUCCCAGGAGGUACUUCAUUAAAGGGUGUUACUAAAGUCUCCUCAUAUGAAUCAAAAUGUAGUCCUGGGGUUCCAUUCCUGCUUUGCAUAGAAACUGGAACUACUAGUAAGAAAUAUCAAUGGUAUUGGAAAGAAGAGAAAGGGGAUAAAUGGAAAGAGUGCCCAAAAAUCUCUUCUGAAAAAUCUCCUGAGAAUUCUAAAGGUGAAAUUGAAACUAUUUUCUCAGUUGUAAAAGGUCCUCUUAAAAUAACACAAUGCAAACCAUCUAGACCUCUUUCAGGUGGUAUCCAGAUGGAUAUUAAACGGCAGCCAACUGGCGAUAAACCUUAUGAUAUGUACAAAGCUAAUUCCAGUCCCGGAAACGUUCCAAUAGCUCUAGUUAAAACACUUGAUUCACCUGUGCGCGGUUUCUUCAGAGUUACACACACUGCAAACAUGGCGACGGGAUCCUUUACACUAAGCGGUACUCUGGUAGGCGGAGAUGGCAUAAGAGGGAUAAGCAAUCCUAUAGAUAGUGUCUCAGUAUAUUACUGGAACAGUAAUGAUCAGACCCCAAUAUUGCUUGAAAUUAAUGAUACAAACGGCAAUACCAAAUACUAUUCCUACGCUGACAAUUAUACUGUAAGCGUACGAAGAAAUGGGAUUUGGGCACAACGUGGUUACGAGAGCCUAAAACAUACAGAUUUGGAGGAAAUGCUUGAUGACCAAAACUGCCAUAGAAAUAUUACCAUACCAAUUGAUCUAAAGGAUCCUGCCAAUCUCAAACCAUUUUACAAGACAAUUGAGAAAAAAGCCACUCCAUACCUUAGGAAUAAACGUGUAACUCCCGGAACUUCACCAAAUCUUCCUAGAGGAGCUAAAAGGGACUAUGAAAUAGAAAUAUGCAAUGUAAAAAAUGAAAUCUCCAGAGUUACAUAUGGUGGAAAAGAGAUUACUGGUAUUGAGCCUCCCAGAGGCAAAUCUUCUGAGUUGAGGAAAUAUAAAUGGAAACAUGCACCCGAUACAGAUAGUAAAGUACCUCUUUUAGUUGAGUUCAUUAGUAGUGGUAAAUCAUCCUGGUAUGAGAAUCUUGACAAAGAUAGUCUUACAUGGGCAUCAAUUGGGGAUGAUGAAGAUGUUAAAAUCUUUUAUAGCGGUCACCCUCCACAGGGUCCAUUCACUGAGGAACUUACAGAGAAGCUGGAUGAGGUGAGCUGUAGAGUCCAUCACACUGUCGGGAUAGAUAUAUCUAGGAAGAAUACUGGAAGGUCGUAUUGUCACAGUGAAUGUUAUCCAAAAAAGAUCAAGGUUACCCAUCUCAAGAAUCCUAGACUUCCUGACUACAAUAUUUAUGAACACUCUCCUGCCCCAACAGGUCAGAAGACCUUUACAGUGACCUCCAUAGUGUAUGGGAACAAAGAACAGGCACUUGAACAAAGUAAUCUCACGUUUCCUCUAAGAGAAGUUUCGAAGGUCAUUGUCUACUUUCCAGUUUGCAAUGGAGAUCAUCCAGUUGCAAUACGUGUUGAGCGCAAUGGAGAGAGUGCUACAUGGCUUAAAAAUGAAAGUGGAGAGUGGAUGCAGUUUAAUCCAAAGGAUGAUAUCAUAGAAACUCUAAAUCAAGCCACAAGUGGUCUAAACUUAUGUCCAGCAUACCCUAAACCGCGGCCACAACAAGGAGAUGUUAAUGGUACUGAAGAUAUUAAAUCAGACGAAGAAGAUGAAGAUAACAAUGGUGGGGAGAGAUCUACAGGAGUAGACCAAGCUGCUCCUCAACCUAUUCUUCAAGGUGAAGAUGAAUCUGCUCAACCUCAAACUUCUGUCCAACAAGCUGUUGCUCAAGCUCAAAAGGUCUCAGACCCUAUUCCUGGAUCUCUUCCUCGUGAAACUCCUCCAGACCAUCAUGACUCUAAUAAUCCUUUUUGGACUAUUGAAAAGACUAUCCCUACUGUCUCUUCUGUUCUAGAGCUGCUCCAAAAGCAGUGUGCCCAGGCAAAGAGAGACUUAGAAGACAACAAGACAGAGUACAGCUUGAUCGUAUCCGAACUUAAAGAGAGAUAUGUAGCCCUGGAAAACAUUUUACACGAGAAUCAAGAACAGCUAAGAGAGAGUGAGGCAAAUUUGGCGCGGAAAGAUUCUCAAAUUAGUGCAAUGAAUUCUGAACUUAUCGCAAAAUCGGAAACUAUAGAAAAACUGACAAAGAGAAUGGAAUAUCUGAACAAUUACUACAAGGACUCAUUAGAAAAUAAGUAUCGUGAUGAAAAGUUAAAGUUUGACCUACAGCGAUUUAGUCUACUCAAUUGCAACAAUAUAUAUUUGCAAUGUAAUAAUCUAAAUUCAGAUGGAGUUACAAUUUUGGAGUUCUCAACAAAGACAAUUGAUUUAUUUUCUGCCUUUUUCAGAUCAUGGAAAGAGGCGCUCAGAACCGUUGAAUACUCACAAGUUGUCACAGAUUCCGCCCUUAUAACUGAACUUAAGAAUUCUUUUGCAAUUUCUGAAUCAAGUAGUUCAGGUGAUGAAACUAUGGAGAAUAAUUCUUCAGCAGAAACCUCUCCGAAAUGCUUGGAAUUAUGCCACAAAAUUGACAAACAUUUGGAAGCGAUGCUGGAGAUCUUCAAACGGAUGACGGAGAAGACACACUCAUUUCCUUGGCAUUCACAGAUGCCAAAGCUCAUUAGUCAUACCAAAUCAUUCGUUAGGCUCCAACGGAUUUACUUCUGUGUAGAGGAAUACACUCACCCAUAUGACUCCAAGGAUCUCGUCAAGCAUUCAACAAAGUUGCUCAUUCAAACUUUGGGGGAUAUUUCUGGGACAAUUGCAAAGAUUUACGUUAAAUUCCAAUCAAUCGUAUUUUUGACGCAAAAAAAGAGUGACAGAUGCUUUGAUCAUCUCCUAUCCACACUCUUGACAAAUUAUAAAAGUGGGAAGACUAAACUUGCAAGUGACAGUCAUGCCACAGCUUCAGACAGCGCAUUUACUCAUGAGCCUCCAUUGGGCACAUCCUCUAGUUCUUCCAAGAAACUAUUGGAAAACCUGGACAAAUUUAUUGACAAAUCGUACAAGAAUAUAUUCCUACUGACAAAGAGACUUGCAAGCUUGAUGUUGGAACUUAAACAGUGUCUAUCGCAGAGAUUGUGCCACCCGAAACUGGCAAACGGCUCCUUUCUACCACUUUGUGGAGGAAGUAGUGAAAUGGUUGCACUUACAACUUGUGUAAAUGAAUUAAGUCAGCACAUUCCAUUACUCAAUGAGCUCAGCCUCAGGUCUCUAUUCUCUUUUGGAAAAACGUCUUGUGGAUCUCUCUACGGAGUAGACAAGGAAGAAACGAAUCCCGCAAUUGUCCGUAUUAAUGCUGUAAACGAAUCUCUGAAAACGUCUCAGCCAAGACUAAAAUUUGAUAACCUAAAGAAUAAUUUGGAUCUCAUAAGGCAACAUGAAAAUACACUUGAAGAGUGGAAGGAAAAGGUGAAGGCUAUAGAUGAAGAAUUAUCAAUCGCAAAUAUAAAAUGUAAACAAUACGAAUCGGAACUAGAAGCUCUCAAGGACACACAAAAAAUUGAGACUGCAUGCACCAGAGCAUUUUCAAGAUUGGAAACGGUCUUGUCACAGCCAUGCAAGGAAUUAAGUGCGAGCGCUACUUCAACUCACCACGAUUCUGCGGGAGCGAAAAGUGAAGAAGAUGAAAAAAAACUACUCAUGCAUAUAAAACAUCUGAUAAAAUCUGUAAACAAUUUGGAGACGCACAACAAGCAACUAAAAAUGACUAUUGAGUUGAACAAACAAGAGUAUGAACGAGCAAGGGAAAAUGAAGAUUCUCUACAUCGCAAAUACAGUGAACAACUCUCAUAUAUGAACGAACACAUAUGCGAACUAAACAAUAACAUUUUGUCGAGUGAAUACAAAAUUGCAGAACUUACACAGGCAAAGGUUCAGUGCCCAUCUUGUGGAUUCAAUAACACACUUGGUAGGUUUUCAGAUGAAUUCCAUAUUAAACAAACAGGUUCCAUGGUUGGCUCCGGAAACAACAAGGGCAAAUGUUCGUCAUGCAAAGGAAUCGUCUUACACUCUACAAUUUAA